Molecule: messenger RNA, 3023 nt
Organism: Anas platyrhynchos (mallard)
Lineage: Eukaryota; Metazoa; Chordata; Aves; Anseriformes; Anatidae
Gene: SOX4
Product: SRY-box transcription factor 4
Biological process (GO): brain development; positive regulation of transcription by RNA polymerase II; neuron differentiation
Cellular component (GO): nucleus
Molecular function (GO): DNA-binding transcription activator activity, RNA polymerase II-specific; RNA polymerase II cis-regulatory region sequence-specific DNA binding
Source: RefSeq, a predicted model, not a curated record
AGCGAGAGAGCGCGGGGGGCGGCUCCGCGGGGCUCCGCGCGCGCGGACGGGAGCGGAGCAGCGCAAAGCGGAGCGGAGCAAAAAGGAGCGCGGAGCAAAGCGGAGCAAAAAGCAGAGCGGAGCAAAGCAGCAGCAAGCAGCAGCGAGCAGCAGCAGCGGAGGACGGGGCUCGGCGCCCGGCUGGCCGCUCUUCCUGCCGGGACGUACACCUUCGUGCUUUUUUCUUUUUCUUUUUUUUUUUUUCCGUGCCUUUUUUUUUAAUUAUUGCUAAUUUUUGAUUUUAUUCUUAUUAUUUUUUUUAAUUUUCUUCUGAGGUUUUUCUUUUCCCUCGCCACGGCCACGUUCUGCUUGCACGAGCCGCCCGCCGCCGCCACGGGUGCCGCAGCCGGCGCUCUCGGGGGCUCGCCGCCUCCCCCCUGAAGCGGCCGGGGGCAGGCGGACGGCACCCGGCCACUGGAGCAGCCGCCGCGGGCAGAGGCGGGGGGGCGAGCCUCGAGGUGGUGAGGAAAGAAAAAGCAAAAAAAAAAAAAAAAAAGAAAAAAAAAUCAGACCGACACCCCCCCCGCCCCCUCCAAAAAAAAAAAAAAAAAAAAAGCCAGAAACAGACCAAAGCAAAAAAAAAAAAAACUAAAAGCACCCUAAGAGAAACAAACAGCCUCCCCGAGCCGCUGCCGUCGCCGCCCGGAGGGGGAGAGCCGGUGUGGACGUGCGAGCGCUGCCGGCAGCGGGGCCGCGGCCGCGGGGGGCUGCUCCGGGCCGGGGCCGCCGUGAGAAGCUGCGCGCCCUGCCCCGCGCCCCGGCGGCGCCCAGCCCCGGGCGGCCCCCCGGCGCCGCCAUGGUGCAGCAGAGCGGCACGGCGGAGAACACGGAGGCGCUGCUGGCCGCCGAGACGUCCGAGUCCGGGGCCGGUCUGGAGCUGGGCAUCGCCUCGUCGCCGACGCCGGGCUCCACCGCCUCGACGGGCGGCAAGGCGGACGACCCGAGCUGGUGCAAGACGCCCAGCGGGCACAUCAAGCGGCCGAUGAACGCCUUCAUGGUGUGGUCGCAGAUCGAGCGGAGGAAGAUCAUGGAGCAGUCGCCCGACAUGCACAACGCCGAGAUCUCCAAGCGCCUGGGCAAGCGCUGGAAGCUGCUCAAGGACAGCGACAAGAUCCCCUUCAUCCGGGAGGCGGAGCGGCUGCGCCUCAAGCACAUGGCGGACUACCCCGACUACAAGUACCGGCCCAGGAAGAAGGUGAAGUCGGGCAACAGCGCGGCCAAGCCCGGCGACAAGGCGGACAAGGCCGGGGGGGGCGGCGGGACGGGCGGCGGCGGCGGCGGGGGCCCCGUCGGGCCGGCGGCCGCGGCCAAGCCCGCCCCGAAGAAGGGCGGCGGCGGCGGCCCCAAGCCCCCCCCGUCGGGCGGCCGGCCCCACGGCAAGGCGGCGGCGGGGGCCGCCAAGGCCGCCCCGUUCCCCGGGGAGCCGCCGGCCGCGCUGCUGCCGCCCGAGCACCAGGCGCUGUGCCGGCCCCCCCGCGGGGCGGCGAGCGCGCCGCUGUCGGGCCCCGGCAGGGCGGCGGCGGCCGACAAGAAGCUGAAGCGGGUCUACAUCUUCGGCGGGGGGCAGGCGGCCAACGCCGCCGCCGCCUCCUCCUCCUCCUCCUCGGGCUCCCCCGGCGGCGCCGUGCCCGGCAGCCCCACGCUGGGCGGCUCGGCGGAGCCCGGGGACCCGCUGAGCCUCUACGAGGAGGGGGGCGGCGGCGCGGGCCGGCCCGACGGCGACUGCGGCGCCCCCUGCCCCUCGCCUCCGGGGUCGGGGUCGGGCUCGGGCUCGCCCGCCGACCACCGCAGCUACACCAGCCUGCGGGCCUCGUCGCCGGCCCCCUCGACGGCGCGGUCCUCCUCCGCGUCCUCCCACUCGUCCUCCUCCUCCUCGUCCUCUUCCUCCUCCUCCGGCUCCUCUUCGUCGGACGACGAGUUCGAGGACGACCUCUUGGACCUCAACCCGAGCCCCAGCUUCGAGAGCAUGUCCCUGGGCAGCUUCGGCUCCUCCGUGCUCGACCGGGACCUGGAUUUUAACUUCGAGCCCGGCUCGGGCUCGCACUUCGAGUUCCCGGACUACUGCACGCCGGAGGUAAGUGAGAUGAUCUCGGGGGACUGGCUGGAGUCCAGCAUCUCCAACCUGGUCUUCACCUACUGAGCUCCGCGGCCGGCCCGAGCUGGAGAAGGCGCAGACGCGGUGCCGGGAGGACUCGCCCGCCCCGUCGGGGCUCUCGGGGGGCUUUUUUGGCCGGGCAGGGGCCGGGGACACUGCUGCUGAUGGGCGCACACCCCCUGCGAGGGACAAGCCCGGCCCUGCUUCUCCAGAGACUGGCGGCGGCGAAACGCUACCUUUUUCCUUUCUUUUGUUUUGUCCCGAAAAGAGAGACGAGAGGGGGGGGACAGAUGGGGGACCGCAGACACCUCUGGGGCCUUUGUUAUCGCCCGCUUGGUGCGAAAGAGGAGGGGAGCGAUGCCUUGUGCUGGAUGUCUCGACUGUUUCGCCCUUUCCCGCGAAAGAGCGAGAGGAACUGCUUGAAAAAAAAAAAGAAAAAGACACACACAAAAGUCCACCCGAGCCUUUGCAAGGUUCACAUUUUGGGGGGGGGGGAGAAAUCCCGUCCCGGUUUGUUCUGCAGCGAGAGGAGGCGCCGAUGGUGGGAGGAGGAGAGGGGGACGGAGCUGGACUGAGAGCCUGGCGAAGGAGGAGAGGAGCCAGACUUAAACGUGGGAGCCGGCUUGGGAAGAUAAUAAUAAACUGAAACGGAUUUGCACGUACGCGAUGAGGUGGCGGCAGCGCUUUUCUCAGUCACCUUACGCUAUAUGUAGAGAGAGAGAGAGAGGAAAAAAAAAAAAAGGCCGAAAACUUCAAGAACACUGAAAAUUUCUUCCGAAACGGAGACCGAGUCGGAACAGUUUCUGUAACGUUGUGGUACCGGGGACGUGGAGGGCGAUUGCUUUUUGCAAAAAAAAAAAAAAAAAAAGAAAAUACAAAAAAAAAAAAA